CACUGUACGUAUUUGGAGUGCUGGCAGUGAAAACAUAGAUCUACGUUUAGACAGUUAACGGGUUAACAUAAUGUGUUAGGUUAAUUAACUGUGGUAUAAUCUCCAGGAUCCUUAACAAGCCUCAUGAGCAUGGCGUCCAGUACUGCCAGGAUGGUGGCACCCAACCAAGGCAGAGGCAGACGCCUGGCACCCAAGUUCUCUAUGACACCAUCAGUCAGCAUGGCACCUCUGAUGACACCCACUGUGGCAGCACCCGAGGCCAAGGCACCCUCCUCCGAGGCGUGCCUGCUGCCUUCAGCACCACUGACAGAUCAGUGGGAUAACCAGUCUAGUAGACUCCUAAUAAAUCUCCUCAAGGAAUACCCAAAGGCUUACUUCAUUAAAAGUCGAAAAGAGAAGAGGGCAGAUGCAUGGGAGAUGAUUCGAACUAGGCUUAUUGAAGCUGGCUUCCAGUUCACUGUGUUGCAGCGGUACAGUAACUCGCAAGCUUGUCCUGGUGCCAGUAAAAGACAAAGAAAGGAAGUAACCAUGGAUAAGGACUUGAAACCUUAA
This is a messenger RNA of Cherax quadricarinatus, 552 nucleotides long. NCBI's taxonomy places the organism in Eukaryota, Metazoa, Arthropoda, Malacostraca, Decapoda, Parastacidae. The record is from RefSeq and is a predicted model, not a curated record.